CAGGUAAAUCGAAUCUUACUUUUACCUCAGACUUUCCAAAAAAACAAAAUGGAGCAGCUCUGCGAACAAAUAGUUUGGGCUCUGGGGCCAGAACACCUCCGAUUGAAAGGAAAAGUAAAUUUUCCGCACUCGGAAGAUUAUUUAAACCAUGGAAAUGGAAACGAAAAAAGAAAUCGGAUAAAUUUGAGGCUGCGUCAAGAACUCUCGAGAGAAAAAUUUCGUUUCGCGCAAAAAGAGAGGAAUUGGUGCAAAAAGGAAUCCUGUUACCCGAGAGUCCAAUCACACCAAUUCCAGAAAAUGGUCCCAUGGGUGAGACGAGAAUUAGCCAGAAACCACCGACUCCUCAACAGCAACAACAUCAACCGGGCAACGGUACCGGUAAUGGUGGUACCACUUUGAUAACGGGGAUGACUGCUGGUCAGCAAUCCCAGAAACCACCAUCAUCGACGACGUCGACCCCGACGACUGCCAAUUCAAUAUCGGGGACGCCCAACAAUCAAAAUUCACCACAUCUCUCGUCUCUUUAUCAAGGAAUGCCGCAGGCUGCCCAACAUAAUGGAAACGCACAAGAGUCGAAGAAGGAAAAGACUGAACAGAAUGCAAAUGGCGGUAUAUCGUCGAACGAUCCGUCAGCAAAUCAAGGCGGUGCGAUACCAGGUUCGGGUCCUGGUUCGUGUCCAACAAUUCAAGUGGACCAGCAAAAGCCAAAUAGGCCCAAUACACUUGAUCCAAGAACCAGGCUGACGAAUCGAAGAAUCAUCAUGCUCGGUGGUGAGCAAGAGGGAUGGAAUAAUUCCAUUUCACAGCGUUCUAUUUCCAAGUCUUAUCAGAUAAAUGAAGACUCGUCGACACGAGAUCCUACAAUUUCCCCAGUUGAGAGAGGUGGUCUUCAUCCCAACGAUGAACAGCAAAUUAUUGAAAGAUGCUUCCCUCUACCAUCCCCGGGCAAUUUGAUGCUGUCGGAACUUCCGGAGCCGCCGAUUCCUCUCAGCGAAAUUGGACCUAUUCCCCCGCCUCCAAUGUUUAGUUCUCCAAGUCCCACGUCUCUUUCCAGACAGCAGCAACAGCAGCAGCAACAGUCGAUGCCCCUUUCUGACUGCGAGGACGAUGAUGAGGACGCUGACGUUGAGGAUGAGGACGACAGUAUGUACGGUUUUCGAAAUGUUUAUCCUGAUCCUGUAUUCGACACUUCACGAGUCGAGGAAAUUCCCGCGAAGGAGCCCAAAUUUCAUGCCAUGCCCCUGAAAAGUGCUCUAAAAAAGAAAGGACCCGGUAGUGGACCUGGAACCCCUCAAAAUACUCCAACGCAGGAAAAUAGGCCGCUCACACUUCGUCAAGAACUCCAUGCAUCAUUCAAAAGACAGCCUCUUAGGCCUAGGAUGAGGAUAUGCAGUCGACCAGUCAGAUUUGGAUUGGCUCUUCCUUGUACAAUGGAGAAUAAAGAGAAUGCAAGGCCGUAUGUAAUACGAGAAGAUUCGGACGAUGAAUCCGGAGAUGGACAGGUUCUUUACAGAGAGGAUUAUGACGAUGAAAAUAGUAGCCUGGCAACGAAAAUUGCUCGUAAGGAGUCGCUCUCGUUGAAGCUUGCCCUAAGGCCUGAUCGUCAGGAACUCAUCAACAGAAAUAUCCUUCAGAUACAAUCUGACAAUGAGAGGCAAGAGACGAAGGAAGCCAUUGGUGCCAAGCUCAUCAGGCGACUGAGCAUGCGACCAACUCAAGAGGAACUGGAAGAAAGGAAUAUUUUAAAAAAGCAAAGUCCGGCGGAAGAAAAGAAACAAAAGGAGGAGAAAAAACGAUAUUUGUUGAGAAAAUUGAGCUUCCGACCGACGGUGGAAGAACUCAAAGAAAAGAAGAUCAUCAGGUUCAAUGAUUACAUCGAAGUGACGCAGGCACAAGAUUAUGAUCGAAAAGGUGAUAAGCCGUGGACUCGUUUAACUGCAAAGGACAAAGCAGCUAUUAGAAAGGAAUUGAACGAGUUUAAAAGUGCAGAAAUGGCGGUUCAUGAAGACAGUCGACAUUUGACAAGGUUCCAUAGGCCAUGACAAUUGAAUUGUGUAGAGGUGCUAGAAUGUGGUGCGGUUUUAGGUGCUGGUGCAGUGCAUUGGUCUCGAUCUUGUCGAGAUUUAGUGAAACGAAAUCGCUGCUUUUCAAAUCAUCCACAAUGUUAUGUGACAGUGAUGAUCUUCUGAUUACGCUGUGACGCGCACUAUUGACGUUAAUAUUAUUAUUAUUAUUAUUAUUAUUAUUAUUAUAAUUCUUACUAAAAAAAAAACGCCAAUGGAAAGCGUGUCAGUAGCUUCUCGAUUGUGAUAGGGUGGUGUUGAUUUUUUUUUUUUUUUAAAAAAAAAAGGCCACGAAAAGAAAAUCCUGGCUUACUCACCACUCGGCGAUAUAUUUUUUUUAAGGGUCGUUCACAUUUUGCAUUCUCUAUUUUUUAUAUUCCAGUUUUAAUUUUUUUUUAAACAGCUCUUUCUCUCGUAUUGUUGAGAAACUUUUUCUUUUUUUAUUCUACUUUUUGGAAAAAAAUAUUUCUGGAAUGAAAAAUGAAAGAUUAAUUUCAAUUAUUUGAAUAAUUUAUCAUUGGCUUUUUAAAUUGUUUUUAAAAGAGAAUUGAAAAAAUUAAUUUGCUGUUAAUAUAAUUUAUUAUUAAAAUUUUUUUUAUUAAUAUUAAUUAUAUUAACAGUAAAAAAUAAUUUAUUAUUAUUCAAAUUAAUUGAAUUGAUAAGGAAAUAAAAAAGUCGUUAAUAAAUUUUACGAUAUUGAAUUUUUGCAGGUUAAAAAAAAAAAAAGAGUUUGCAAUGAAAAAUAUGGAGAAAUUUCGAGAGUAUAAGAGCAUGUUACAAAGAUUUUUUAAUGUCAAUCUUUGUAAUUCUUUUUUUUUUUUUGUCCUAUCGACGACGAAUCUUUGUAAACAUUAUAAAUAUAAAAUAUAAAUAUAAAUAUAUAAAUAUAUAUUUAUAUUAAUUAGAGAGCAAAAACUGGAUUGUGAACGCACCCUUACGCGUAAACACCGUUUUGCCUCCAUUGUAGCUUACCGACCUUUUUUUAAAUGAUUUUUUUCUUUUUCUUUUUUUACUUUUUCCACCUCCGAUGAAAAUAAAGGAAACAACAAAGAAAUUAAACAUCGUGUUAAAAAAAAUUUCUUUUUCAAUUAAUAUUUGGAAAAUUUAAUUUAAUUAUCGAACAAAAAAAACAUAUUUUCAAAUUUUAUUUUUUUUUAACAUUUUGGAAAAUUUAGUUUAAUUAGUAAAAAAAAAAAAAUACAAAUAAUUUAAUUUUUUACAUAUUUUCACAAUUGAAUUCGAAAAUUUUGAUUUAAUCAAUAAACACAAAACAUAAUUUAACAAUUUAGAAAAUUUUCAAAUUCAAUUUUUCUUGACAUUUGAAAAAUUUUAUUUAAUUAGUUAAAAAAAAAAGUUAAUGUAACGUUUUAAAAAAAUUUUCAGUUUAAUUUUUCGAGGCGAAAUAUCGCAUAAAAAAAUUAAUUAAUUAGAAUUUUUAUUUUAAAGAAUUUUAUUAGAAAUAAAUUACUUUUUUUUAAAAAUGAAUUUUCAAUUUUCCAAUUAAAAUUUCACAAAAUUUUCUUUUUCUUUAUACGAAUUUUUACAUAACAAAAUUUUUACCUAUCGAAUUUUGCUUUGGUAGAAUUUUUAUUUUACAAUAAAAAUUCGGUAGCUUAAAAUUUUCUUAUGUAAAAAAUUCGUAUAAAAAAAGAAAUUUUUGUGAAAUGCUAAUUUGAAAAAUUUAAAAAAAAUAAAAUAAAAUAAAUAAAAAUGAAAAUUUGUUGAUCAAAUUUUAUUGAAAGAAAUAAUAUAAAAAUGUCAACGAAGAAUAUUUUAUCAAAAAUGUGUAAAAACAAAAAAAAAAAUUACAUUUUAUUGAAAAAAUAUGAAAAUGCGUUUUUUUAUCAAAAAAAAAAAAAAAAAAAAAAAAAAUGAUAUAGAAAAUAUGUGCUUAAAAAAAAGAAAGAGCACUUUUUUAAAAAAUAAAAAUUUGUAAAUAUAUUUUUUUAAUGAAAAAAAAAAAGAAACAAAAAUUCUUGGAACAAAAAAUUAGGCAAAUAAAGAAAAACAAGGAAAAUAAUUUAGUAGUAAAAUGAAAAUUUGUUUUAAUUUAAAUUUUAGAAUUGAAGAAAAAUAUUUUUUAAUUUUUAAAUACCUAUUUUUUUUAACAAAAAAAAAAAAAAAAAAUUGGGUCGGCGAGCUACUUUGAAAAGCCGUAGCAUUAUUGUACAUGUAUAAUAUAUAUAAUUAUUAUAAGAACAAAAAAUGCGUUUCGUAAAUGUUUUUUCAAAAUAAUUCCGAAUGCAAAACAUAUACAUAUAAUUAAUUAAUUAAUUAAUUGUUAGUUAAUAACUAUUAAUUAAUUAUUUGUUAAUAAUUAUAAAUUAAUUAUUAGUUAAUAAUUAAUUAAUUAAUACAAUUCAAAUGAUUCUGAGCUUGAUAAAAAAAGGAUAACGAUUUUCGCAAAUUAAUUCUCAAUUUGCAGAUUAAAAUAAAAAAACUAAAUUUUAAUCUCUCUCUUUAAAAAAAAAAAAAAAAAAAAAACGCCAAGUUCUCAUCUCACAUGAAACUAAGUAACAACAAAAAAUAAAUCUUAUUACAAGAUUGUUUGGAAAAAUAUUUAAAAAAAAAAAUAAAAUAAAAUUAGAAACGCUGAAUCGAAUCCAAGUAUACGUGUUAGAAACAAAAAAAAAUCAAUUAACAACGAUAUAAUUAACAGAUAAGAAACAAUACUUCUUUUCGCAAUAAUCGUUAACGAGCGUUGAACAAAAAAAAAGAAAGACAAAUAUACAACAAUUGUUCUGUAUAUAUUUAUAAAUAUUAAUAAAAUUUUUUUUGCGACUUGUAUUGCUGAAAAUUGCUAAAACAAUAUUCGCAAAAAAAGAAAUCCGAAUGAAAAAACGAUUUUCAAAAAAAAAAAAAAAAAAAAAAAAUGAAAAUACUAUGGAAGAAAUGCUAAUUUCUAGCUACGCCACAUUAAAGUGAAUAAUACAUGUAUAAAUAUAUAUUAUAAAUUAUAAUUGUAUUAUUAUAAUUUAAAAAUUGUAAAUUAUAUUUAUAAUUUUUAUAAUUACAAAUUUAUAAUAUAUAUAAAUAUACGGAUAUAAAUUAUAAAUUUAUAAUGUAUAAAUAUAUAAAUUAUAAAUAUUAUACAUACAUACACACACACACACACACACACACACACACACACUUGACUAUAUUACACGUAAAAUAUAUAUAACAAUAAUUAUAUGUUAUUAUAUCGUGGCAGUAUGUGCAUUUUUCAAGCACAGGAAACAAAUAAAAAAAAAAAGUUGGUAUUUUGUGUACAAAUAUAUUGUUCAAAAAUGAAAAAAAAAAAAAAGAUAAAGAAAAUUGUGCGACUCUGCGCCAAAGUCUCGGAAAUCAAAAAUUUAUUGUACUUCGUUUAACUUUUUUAAUACUUCAAAAAAAAAAUUUAUUUCUAAUAUUUUUUUUUUUUUUUUUUUUUUUUUUAGAAAAAAGUAAAUAAUUUUUUCACAUUUCUUGGAAAAUUGACCAAUUGGUAAAAUUGGUAAAAUUUGUAAAAUUGGACCAUUUUGGUAAAAUUUCCGAAAACUUUGGAAAUGUGAUCAAAAGUUUGCAAAAUUUUUAGAAAAAUUGACAAAUAUUUAUGUAAAUUGUCCGAAAUUUUUUGGAAAAUUGUCCAAAAUAUACGAAAAUUGUCUAAAAUUUUAAAAAGUUGUCCAGAAUUGCUACUUUGUUUGCAAAAUUUUGAAAAGUUUACCAAUAUUUUUGAAAAUUGUCCAAUUUUUGAUGAACUAUUCAAAUAUUUGAAAAGUUGUCCACAAUUUUUUAGAAACUUGUCCAAUAUUUUCGACUUUGUUUCUAAAAUUUGGAAAUUGUCCAAUAUAUAUUGUCAAACUGUCAAAAUAUUUUGGAAAAUUGUCCAAAAGUUUCAAAAAGUGGUCCAAUAUUUUGGAAAAUUGUCCAAAUUUUAAUGAACUGUUCAAAUAUUUGGAAAGUUGUCCACAAUUUUUUAGAAGCUUGUCUAAUAUUUUCGACUUUGUUUCUAAACUUUUGGAAAUUGUCCAAUAUAUAAUGUUAAACUGUCAAAAUAUUUUGGAAAAUUGUCCAAAAGUUCACAAAAAGUUGUCCAAUUUUGCGAUUUUGUUUCAAAAUUUUAAGAAAAUUAACCAAUUAUUUUUUGUCCCAAAUUUUGGGAUAGUAGUAAAAAUUUUGAUAUUGUGUAAAUUUGUCCAAAAUUUUGGAAAGUUGUCCAAUAUUUUUGAAAAUUGUCCAAUUUUUGAUGAACUAUUCAAAUAUUUGAAAAGUUGUCUACAAUUUUUUAGAAACUUGUCCAAUAUUUUCGACUUUGAUUCUAAAAUUUUGGAAAUUGUCCAAUAUAUAAUGUCAAACUGUCAAAAUAUUUUGGAAAAUUGUCCAAUAGUUCACAAAAAGUUGUCCAAUUUUGCGAUUUUGUUUCAAAAUUUUAAGAAAAUUAACCAAUUAUUUUUUGUCCCAAAUUUUGGGAUAGUAGUAAAAAAAUUUUUGAAAAUUGUCCAAAAGGUUGCAAAUAUUUACAAAAAUAUUUUUUUUUUGAAUAAUUAAAGAAAUAUUUUGAUAAAUUGUCAAAAAAAAAUUUUGAAAAAAAAAAUGACGAAAAAGCUUGAAAAGUUUUCGAAAAUUUUCGAAAAUUGUCCAAUAUUUUGGUAAACUUCACUAUUAUUUUGAAUAAUUGUCCAAUAGCUGAGAAAUUUGUGAAAAAAUUUCAGAAAUUUGUCCAAAAAUUGAGACGUUUUAUUUUCCAAUUUUUGAAAAAUUUUCCAAAAUAUUUAAAAAGUUGUCCAAAAUUUUUUUUUUUGAUAAUUUGUCCAAAAAGUUUGCAAACUUUUAGAAAAAUUGAUCAAUAAUUUGAUAAUUUGUCCAAAAGUUUGAGAAGUUGUCCAAUAUUUUGAAAAAUUGUCUAAAUUUUGAAAAAAAAAAGAUUGUCCCAUAUUGUGUAAACUUGUCCAAAAUUUUGGAAAGUUUUUCAAUAUUCUGAAAAAUUAUUCAGUAUUUUGAAUAGUUUGUCCAAUAUUUUGGAAAAUUGUCUAAAUUUUGAAAAAAUUGACCAAUAUUGUGUAAAUUUGUCCAAAAUUUAAGGAAAGUUUUUCAAUAUUCUGAAAAAUUGUCCAGAAUUUUUAGAAAUUUGUCCAAUAUUUUAAUAAAUAUAUUUUCAAAAUUUUACAAACAUAACCAAUAUUUUCGGAAAAUUUUCCAAUAUUGUGAAAUUUAUCAUUUUCAAAAAAAAUUUCAAAUGAUUUUCCUAUUUUUGAAAAAAUAAAUUUUUUAAUAAUUUUUGAAAAUUUAUAUUUUUCUAUUAUCUCGAGCUAAAAAAAAAAAUAUUUCAUUGAAUUUCUUUUUAAUUACUUAAAUUUUUACCUCUUUUUUUAAAAAAAAAAUCCAUUUUAUUUCAAUUUUAUUAUAAUUUUAUUUCUAUUUUAUUUUCGUAAAUACAAGUGUUCUAUUUUUUCCUGGAAAAAGAAAAACAAAUUUACAUAUCUCGUAAAAUAACACUUUGUCCAUAAAAAAAUUUUUUUUAAAAUGAAAAUUCACUGUUUUUUUUUCAAAUAGUAAAAAAAAAAAAUAAAAUUUCUCUUUGUUAUUAACGGAAUUUUUUUUUUAAUAAGUACAAAAUUGACGAAUCUCAAUUGUUUUUUUUUUAAACUGCAAUUAAAAAUUUUCUUGAAGAAAUUUACACGCGUUAAAUGAAAUUUUCCAAAAGAUAACAAUUUUUAUUUCUUUUUGUCGAAUCUUCAUUAAAAAAAAAAAAAAAAAAAUUGAAUGGAAAAAUCAACUAAUUAAUUAAUUAACUAAAUUAUUAACUAAUUUCUGUUUUAUUUACGCUUUCCCAUAUGUCAUAGAAAAUGCAAUUUUCAAUAGUUUUUUUAAAUUCAUUUGCUUUCUUUUUAUUUUUUCCAUAUUUAUGCUCCUUCUAAAUUUCCAGAAUAUUUAACGAUUACAUUUAACAAAUCUUGAAUUUUUAAUUUCCUUUAAAUAUCCCCCCUCACAAUAUGCCAAGAAUCUUUAAUUUUAAUAUUUAACAGAAAUUCAAAUCCAAUAUUCAGCCAACCUCUGUGACUGACCUGAUUUUAUUAUUAUUCUAAAAAAAAAAACUUACAACAUUAAUUAAUUUAAUUAGUUGAUUUAAUAAAUUUAAUUAAGAUACAUUUUUGAAAAAAAAAUCAUGGCGUAGUGAGAUUACGAAAAAAUAAAAUAAAACUCAAAAAUCGUUUCAAAAAAAAAAAAAAACACGAUUUUUCAAAUGUAUCAUAAUAAUUCUAAAAAAAAAGUAGGCAGAUUAAAUAUUGUAGUAUUUAGAUAACAAAAAAAAAAUAAAUAAAUAACCAGUAACAAUGGACAAGUAGUUUAUAAUCUAAUGUGCAAAGUGUCGAUAUUUUAAAGCAAAAAAUAUGUACCAAGAUUUUACAAGUAGAAUUUUCCAACAAUAUCUAGUUUCCUAAAUUUUUCUUUCAUCCCCUCAAUUUGAAAAGAAUCUCUAGAAAGUAGAAAAAUUUAGAAACAGAAAAACUUUUCUACUCUUUUUUGAUUCAUUUUAAUGAUGGCAAAAAAGAAAAAUCAAUUAUUUACAAAUAGAUUUUAAUGGAAAAAUAAAAAUCCAAAUACGAUUCACUUUUUUCAAAAAAAAAAAAAAAAAGAAUCGCUUCUGCAUUUGUUCUUUGUUUUUUUUUUUAGAUUCUUUCAAAGUAGACAAAUAUCCAGCAAUCGACAAUCGGAAAAAAGUUAUAGAGAAUAAAAAAAAAAAUUAUAAUAAUUAUAAUUAUAGUAAUAAUAAUAAUAAUAAUAAUAAUAGAAAAAUAGUAUAAAAAAAAAAUCUGUAACAAAAACCUUUUGCUGGAACUUUGGAAAAUUCUUUGUUGUGAUAUUUCAAAAAGUUGAAUUAUUAUACAGCGUUCUUAUUAAAAAAAUAAAUAAAUAAAAAUAAAAAAUUUUUGAGAGAAAUUUUUGAUGAUUUCUCUAGGGAAAAGAAAAAUGAGUACAACUCGAAAUUUAAGAGUUGAUUAAUGAUGAUGAUGAUAAUGAUAAUGAUGAUAAUGAUAAUGACGAUUAUGAUAAAUGACGAUUAUUGAGAGUAAAAUGAAAAUUUUCCGAGUCUAGAUUUUUAAAUGAAAAAAAUUUAGACGUCCUUUUUACAAAGAAUUAAAAAAAAAAAAUAUGCUAUUUGAGAGAUAGAACAAAUCGCAAUAAAGACUUGAUUUUAUUUUCACGCUCUUUGAAAAUUUCAAUGUUGUGUGCUUGUAAAUAAGCGAUAUAUAAUAUGAAUUCGAAGAGCUUGAAAUUAAAAAUAAAAAUAAAAAAAAAAAAAAACACAGAGAUGAGAAACCUGAGAAAAAAAAAUGCUUGAAACUUUUACCAAAAUAAGUAAAGAACGAAAUGACAAAUGGAUGUUUAAAAAUUUGCCAAAAAAAUAUUUUUCACAAAACGAAAUUGAAAAUUGAAAUUGAAAUUGAAAACACAAAAAAUUGAAUUCAAAAUUGAAAAUAUUAUUUUUGAAUUAAUUUUUAUUUUCAAAUUUAUUUUUUUCUUAAUUAAUUUUCAUUUUUAAAAUUAUUUUUUUCAUAAUUAAUUUUCAUUUUCAAAUUUUUUUUUUUUUUUUCAAUAAAAAAUAAAUGGCAAAUAUUUUCCUUAAAUUGGUAAUUAAAAAAGAGAAAAAAAAUUUCCGAUGAAGAUAAAGGAAAUUAUUUGCUUUUACAAAUUAAAUAAAUGGAAAAUAUUUCCAUUAAAUUAAAAAAAAAAAAAGAAAGAAAUUAAAAGUGGGAAAAAAAUAUAAAUAAAAUUAUACAAUUUAUUAUAUUUCCCAUAAAGGAAAUAAAAAAUAGAAAAAUAGAAAAUAAAAGAAAAGAAAAUAAUGGUAUAAUUCAAAAAUAAAGGAAAUAAAAAAAUAAUGGAAAUAAAAACUAAACGAAAUAAAAAAAAAGUAAUGGACAUAAAAAAUAUAUGAAAAUAAAACAAUAAUAGAAAUAAAAAUAAUGGAAAUAAAAAAUAAUAAUAGAAACACAAAAUAAAAAAAAUACAAAAUUAAAGAAUAAAAAAGUUAAAAUAAAAAUAAAAAUUUUCUAAUUUAUAAAAUUUGAAAUUUAUAAAUUAUAAAAUUAUAAAUUUAUAAAUUAUAAAAUUAUAAAAUUAUAAAUUUGUGAAAUUGCAAAAUUAUAAAUUUAUAAAAUUAUAAAAAACCGAAAAUUAAAGAUAAUUUUAAUGAAAAUUUAGAAAAUAAUUUACUUUACAAAUUUUCUUUUCGAAAAAAAUAUUUUUUCGGCAAUUUUUGAAUCCAAAAUCGAAGUAUUGUAUUAUGUAAAUAGUUAAAAAAAAUAAAACAGAGACCGUAAGGUCCAUUUAGGAAGCAAGAAUAAUAUUGUAUAUACAUAAUGCUAAUUCUGCAAAAAAAAAAAAAAAAAAGAAGUAUCCCUCGAAUUCGAGGGGUGUAUGUAGUUUAAAAAAAGAGGGUUUCAACGAGGAAACAAAAAGAAAAGAAAGAAUCCGUUAGGUGCAUUGUUAAAAUUUCAACACAAAUCAGUGAAAGAAGAAAAAAAAGUAAAAAAAAAAAAUAUUAAAAGCAAAAUAAUCGUUAUAUAGCAGAAAUUCGAAAAUUAUGUGAGAAUCUCAGGCUGUGCAUCUAUAAUUGAAUUUCUGAUGAUAAUAGCGAUUUGUGUAUUUUUUUUUUUUUUUUUUUUUUUUUUCACUGCAUUUGUGUUGUAGACCUUUGUAUCUUCGGACUCAAAUUGUGUGAUUUCUUGGAAAUGCUGCGUUUUCAAUUCGAAACUUAUUAUUAUCUUUUUUGUUAUUAGUUUAUACAUUGUACGAUUAUCGCAAUUCAUUGUAUUAUUAAUGAAAUACUGUAACAAACAAGAUACUGUUAACUAUUCUUAAAAAAAAAAUUAAAACUUUUGUAAACUGA
Leptopilina boulardi is the source of this 10923-nucleotide messenger RNA. RefSeq names its product phosphatase and actin regulator 4-like. Gene Ontology annotation, molecular function: actin binding. The record is from RefSeq and is a predicted model, not a curated record. Gene Ontology annotation, biological process: actin cytoskeleton organization. NCBI's taxonomy places the organism in Eukaryota, Metazoa, Arthropoda, Insecta, Hymenoptera, Figitidae. Bases 306 to 2042 code for a protein of 578 amino acids. The transcript has 14 exons.